AUGAAAAGAUCAACUGUCUCUUCAUUUGCCGCCACGCCAUAUUCGCCAAGAAUACUACUGUACUAGACUACUAUUGCUUACACGUUUUACAAUCUAUUUAAAACUUUGGCGCCGCCACAGCUAGCGUGAUAAAUUGUUGUCUUAAUUAUAUUGCUUCACAGGGAAAAGGGCAAAAAAGAUGGACAAUGUGAUCACGAGUCUGGCCCAGUCUGGGUUCGGUCCGGUGGUUGUAGCCCAGUUGGGUGAGAGCCACCAACCAAGGAUCGAAUCCCAGUCGUUACCAUUGACCGAUGAUGUUGGGCAGCCUCUCGCGGUCACGCAGUGGGAUUAGUUGGGGCGUACGGUAACCAGUUCUCGGUCCCAGAUACCCACUGUGCUGAAAAAAAAAAAAAAAAAAAAUGUGAUCACGAGUCUGUGUGAUGUGUUCCAGUGACCCCUCUAUCUAUCAUUCCAUUCUCCUUUCUAAUUCCAAAGCAAGAACCAAGCGCCCCCUCACAGUGGUCAGCCAGAUGGGAGUCAUUACCCUCUUAUUCCCAUUGUGGGAGUACAAAACCUCCCAACCAAACGGUGGCUAAUAAAUAAAUUGAGUCACGUGGUGUGCACGGGGACCGAGAACGACGGAAAUGGUCUUGGAAACGAAACCACCGGUUCCUUUUCUAUUAGUUAGAAGAUAAGUAAAUCACAAGUCCAAAUAAUUGCCGCCGUCUCCAUCUCUCCUUCCAUCAAUUCCAACAAUGGACUCAACCCCAUCAACCGAGGUGCUUCACGACCACCAUCCCUACUUUCGUGUAUACAAGGAUGGCCGGAUCGAGAGAUUUAAAGAGUUCCCCUACACCCCUCCGUCAGAGGAUCCCCAAACAGGCGUCAAAUCCAAAGAUAUCCUUAUUCCACCUGAGAAUAACGUUUCAGUCCGCCUUUACCUUCCCAGAACCACCACUCCUGAUGAAAAGCUUCCCAUCAUAAUCUACAUCCACGGAGGUGCUUUUGUGAUUGAAUCAGCAUUUUCUCGUGUAUACCAUCCCUACCUUAACUCCCUAGCAGCUGAAGCCAAGGCGAUUGCUGUUUCCAUCGAGUACAGACUAGCCCCGGAGCAUCCUUUCCCCGCAUGCUAUGAUGAUUCUUGGAUAGCAUUCGAAUGGGUUCUUGCACAUGCUAGUUCUGCACAGGGUCCUGAAGCGUGGAUCAGUAACCAUGCCGAUUUUGCUAGAAUCUUUUUGGCAGGUGAUAGUGCUGGAGCUAAUAUUGCACAUGACGUAAUGGUCAGGGCCAGUGAAAAAAUUGGACCAGGGGAUGAAGUAAAAAUCGCGGGGAUGAUUUUGGUCCAUCCCUAUUUUGGUGAUGGUAAGCCUGAUAAGCUUGAUAAGCUUUUCUCCCUCAUAGCCCCAGAUAGCAGCAUCUGUGAUGAUCCCAGGUUGCAUCCUAUGGCGCAUCCUGAUCUGUUGUCGAGGCUUGUUUGCAAAAGGGUCCUGGUCUUAACAGCGGAGAAGGAUUUCGUAAGAGAGAGAAGUUUGCUUUACUACUGCGCAUUGAAGAAAAGUAGAUGGGAUGGAGAAUUGGAAAUGAUGGAGACUGAAGAGGAGGGACAUUGCUUUCAUCUGCCUAACCCAACUUCUGAGCGUGCCAGGGUUUUGAUGAAACGAAUUGUUACGUUUAUCAAUCAGGACUCCUCGUAAAGGAUCCCCCACCAAGAGAUCUAUUUUCAAUCAUUGAAGAAAAUAAAAAGGAGAGAUAGAAGCUAUAGCUCUCCCUCCUUUAGUAGAAGUUUAAGAGAUUUUGCCGAACUCCAACUCCAAUUUCAUAACUUUUGUCUCACUUUCUGUAAUGUUCUUGUAGUAGAAAUUUCUUCUAUUAUUUUACUUUUUUUUUUCA
Messenger RNA from Coffea arabica (coffee), 1869 nucleotides. RefSeq names its product probable carboxylesterase 1. The record is from RefSeq and is a predicted model, not a curated record. Lineage: Eukaryota; Viridiplantae; Streptophyta; Magnoliopsida; Gentianales; Rubiaceae. Gene Ontology annotation, molecular function: hydrolase activity.